Messenger RNA from Schistosoma bovis, 1662 nucleotides. Lineage: Eukaryota; Metazoa; Platyhelminthes; Trematoda; Strigeidida; Schistosomatidae. The record is from the annotation of a GenBank genome assembly.
CAGUAAUCAUAUUAUUAUUAUGAGUAUUAGUAGUAGUAUUAUUAGUAGUAUUGUGAUUAACAUUGAAAAGUGUUAAUGAAGAAUUAUUUGAUUAGUUCAAUGAAAUUUAAACAACAUCUAGAAAGUGAUCUAACACAAUCGAAUAGUAAACAAGUAGGUUAUUGAUGCAUUUGUUUAUUUAAUUACGUAACAAUAACAUGAAAUAUUUAGAUAAUCAUGGAACCAAUUCAACGAAUAUCUGGUAUCCUAUUUUAUAUUAAGGCUAGUGGUAUAGCAUUAAUACAAUUAAUCAUCAUAUGGGCAAUGAAUACUACUGUAAUAUUAGUUCAUACAUUCAAGGGAUGGUUACAAUCUACAAACUGGUUUGUUGGAUUGUUUUUCUUUUUGGCACUCUUUAUUGAUUUGGAAAUCAUUCUAAUGCCACGUGUGCAAUUUAUUUUUCCAUUGAAUUAUAUACUAUUGAUAUUCAAUUCGAUCAUUCUUUCAAUUCCAGUUUCAAGGCUACUAUGUGAAUUGAAAACGUUAUGGAUUCCAUGUAGUUGGGUUAUUACAUUGGGAAUUACAUUGCUGACUAUAAUAUUUGGCAAAUUAAUACGUUUCGAUAUACAAACAUCAUUGAAUAUAUUCCUUACUGUUAUAUUCACUUUACAAGCAAUAGUUUAUAUUGCUAUGAUUAUAUUAAAUUAUAAUAGUUACUUUGAUGUCAUUUUCAUUAUUUCUGGAUCAGGAAUGCUAUUGACAAUCAUUUAUGAAUUGGCAAUUGCAACUCAAGCAAUUUUUCCAGGUGAUAAACGAUUCAUAUUUCGUGAUAAUCAAUAUUUUCUAUGUGGAUUAGUCCUUGCAACUAUAAUGAUUUGGAUGAAUAUGAUUAUUUCAAGUGAAAUAUUACUUAUAUACGAUGUAUUCAAUAAUACAAAUCGAUAUAUACCUAUGUCUUCUCUAUACACAUUCACUGUUCAUUGUCUAUGAGUGUUUAUAGUGUCGGUUGCUAUGUUAAGCCCACAGAUCUUAUUCUAGCUGUUGGACAGGUCAAUUUAUUCAUUUGUCUUGUGUCACAUUUUGAUUUUCUUAAUUAUUCACUUAUCAAACUCCACUGUUAUUAUAUGAGCACAUUUGUGUGUGCUCUUCUUAUCCUAUUCAUCCCAUGUUCGUAGCUUAUUGUUGUGUGACUAUCAUGAUUGAUCAACGCUUGACGACAUGGGAGAUGGCUCACAUGCCUUCUCUACUGCACAUCCUUUCGUUUCACUUCGCUCUCUCUUUUCUUCUCUUGCUUCGCUACGUUUUCUGAGUAUCUGUUCAGAUCAAUGAUUGCACGAAAUAUAUGUAUUUGAGAUAUCCAUUCUCGUAUUUGAUUUAAUUCCGUUAUUCACCAGCAUGAUCUAAGUCGACAAUUAUAUACGAGGAAUGACGAUAUGUAUAUCUCAAUAGCAAUCAGAAACAAUCUCACUGGAGUCAGAUUCUGGGCCACUAAAGUAAUGACCCGUUAACAACGUGGUCCGGUCUAAUUGACAUCUAAAGUAAGGGCCCCACUACACGUUGUCUUUUGUUAUGUGAAACUGUUAUCAUGAUCAUAAGAUCAUUCACAUUUCGUUUGCAAUAAUACUAGAAAUUGUGACAUCAAUUUCUUCUUUUCCUAUGUGAUAUUUUAAAUGAAUCUUUCCC